AUGACUAAAUCACUGCGCGGGUCUUCACUCCCUCAGGCCCGCUCAUACCAUCACAAUCAUUACCAUUUACACAACAAGCGCGCCGCCUCACACGAGAAUGCGAUUCCUCACCAGCACCACCGCCGCCAGACAGACACAGACGAAGCCGACAACAGCCCCACUCCCGAGUCCGCAUCCAGCAGCUCCUCCUCCUCUCGCAAAGUCGUCGUCCAGACCGUCUCCAUCGUUCAAGUAGUCGAUGCCUCCGGCGCCCCCAUCGAAGUUCAGACUCACUACGCUCCUCCCGCCACCGUGGAUGCCGACACGUCGCCCAGCGCCAGCGCCAGUGCUGACCUAGGCCUGUCCAUCGCAGCUGUGUCCACCACCGAGACUUCUACAGACAUCACCUCCUCCGAAACUACGACCUCCUCGAGCGACUCAUCCCUGUCGACUCCCCCGGCGACGACCUCCUCGACGACACCAUCGCCAGCGGGCUCUUCCACAAGUCAGGAUAUUCCCUUGACGUCCAAUCCUUUAUCCUCAGUACCGGCAUCGUCUGCGGCGCCGUCAGCUUAUUCCUCGUUGAGUGCUCCUUCUAACUCAACAAUUCCAUUCCUUACGUCAACAAAUUCAUCUUCUACAUCAGUCCUUACCGCAACCAGUUCAACAAGCCUGUUUUCGUCCGGUUCGACGAGCGUAACAUCUUCAGUGUUUUCAUCCAUUUCAUCGACUUCCGAUUCAUCUUCUGGUUCAACUACCACCGCCACUGGCAGCCUCAGCACCACCAAUACUUUUGCCACGAGCACAUCGACAGGUUCCGCCGAAACGACAGCUGGAGGAGAUGGGAGCGACGGCGGCGUAGGCGGCAUCGGGGGCGGCAUUUCAGCAUCACCCACGUCAACAUCCACCCCGGGCAAUUCUAGCGGCGACGAUUCGGCACCAUCAACCGGCACCGUUGUGGGCAGCGUAGUGGGAAGCGUAGCAGGCGUGGCGUUUCUAGUGCUUCUCGCUUUUCUUGCCUUGCGAUGGAAGAAGCGCUCUGGUGGACGACUCCGACUUAGCGAGGUCAGCGCAAAGGCCGCCCGGGGAAUCCUCACCGGCUCAGGUGGGCCCGACAGCGGCAGCCGUCCCGGGAUGACACAAAGGGCCGUGACGUUCGGCUCGGCCACGGUUGGCGGUGCAGCCGCCGCGGCUAAACCGCACUCAAGAAGAGCUAGCGAACCUUCCGAAAGCGGCGAGAGGGGCUUUGUGAGGGUCGCAGGCAGGAAGCUGCCGUCGGUCCUCCAGGCCGGAGGUGAUGGCUACACGGACCCGCGCGAAGCCGCUGGAGGCGCAACCGCCAACGACGACGAAUCCGUCUACUACCGCGACUCUCAAGCGUUUUUCGAACCCGGCGGCGCGGGCCAAACACGACUUGCACUCGGCUCGCCGAUGAGACCCGUUAGCGGCGUCAUCACCAUGCAGCCGGGUCCGGCCCGGACGCCGGUGACGGAGUCGGCUCCGUUUCCGGCACCGCCUGACUCAACCCUUUCGCCGCCACGAGACCCCAUUGGACGGACCUUGAAUUCGCAGGACGGGUCACGGGGGUCUCGGGGCUCCGUGUCCAGGUUCCAAGAGGACAUGUGA
This is a messenger RNA of Colletotrichum gloeosporioides, 1605 nucleotides long. RefSeq lists its product as uncharacterized. The record is from RefSeq and is a predicted model, not a curated record. Lineage: Eukaryota; Fungi; Ascomycota; Sordariomycetes; Glomerellales; Glomerellaceae. The coding region runs from base 1 to 1605 and encodes 534 amino acids. The transcript is spliced from 2 exons.